AUGUUCGUUGCUUCAAGUCUCUACAACUACGGUAAGUCGGCUUCCGGCCAAGCGAGGGGCACGGAGAGCAUGAGAGCGGAAGUUUGCACUGACACGCGCGCCUUGACCUCCUCCCUCUCUGCUUUGACAUAAGCGAGAGGCAGCAAUGCGGCUGGUACGGCUGCUGUACAUAGCGAUCAUGAAUCAACACCAGCAGCCACCCGGGUCAAGAGGCAUCCAAAGAAGACUCCAGCCGCGCCACCGAACAGCCUUCCCACCUCGCCGCCACCUUCUUACGCAUCGGUCGCAGCGGGUCACGCCAGAGCAGGCGGAGUGACGGAACAGGAGAGUGGCAAGCCUGCAUGGACGCCUGCUGAGCUGGCCAAGAUUUCCGUGAUCGAUGGCAUUGCGGAGGAGGAGGACCUGUACAAAGUGCUGGGAAUCAGGAAGACGGCAAAGCAAGACGAGGUCAGGAGAGGCUUUCUGGCCAGAAGCAGGGUGUGUCAUCCCGAGUGAGUUGCGGUAGCAUGUCGAUCGGAGCAAAAUUGAUGCCCAGGUAUCGGUGCGCAUUGCAGAGCGAGAGAGUUGCUGACAAUGGCGGCAAAUUUCUUGCCCCUUGACAGUAAAUUGCCAUCCUAUCCCCCAUGCCAUGCUGCAUUUCAACGCGUCGCCCUCGCCUACCAGACCCUCUCUUCUCCGAGUGCUCGACGGAUGUACGAUGUGUCUGGUCGGGCAGACUAUGCGCAGGCUAUGGAUGCAAGCAGCCAUGCGGCUGCGAAUGGUGCGGGAGAUGAAACGCUGAACAGCGUCCUGUACUCCGUCUUCUGCGAGUUCUUGGAGGGAGACUUUGAGAUGAUCAGAGUCCUCGUUAGUGAGUGGUACGGCUAGUUACCUCUUCGCGGACCUUGUACUCACAGGUUAUGCCCCACCGCCACACUCAGACGCGAUGAAUGAAGGUAAUCCUGGUCUCAACCUAGGCGAGGAAGCAGUAGACUCGAUCGAGGGCGCUUUCCGACGCUUGCGACACGUGAUGCUGGGUGAGUGUGCCCAGGAGUCACAGAGCGUCGUAAUCGAAGCCUUAGCUGACACGGCGGAGAUGUGACCUCGCAUCAGCUGGCAAGCGAUAUCUCGGCGUCAUUCGCUUCGAGCUGAUCCGCUUGUACGAGAUCCAACAUUCGCUCCGGCAGCUCAGCUAUUUUGAUUUGUUCGGUCGACUGCGUCUCACACUUCAGCUCGCUCGUGUCACCCUCUCCAUACCGAUGGCCAUCGACACCGCGAUGAAGACUGGCGAGCCCGGCGAGGAUGCCAGCGGAGUAGGCAGCCAAGGACAACGCACCGGCAGGAACCGCAGAGAUGCGGGCAGACCCGAGUCCAACGAGUUUGGUAGCGAUGAAGACAGCGAGGAUGACGAGAGCGAUGUGGAGGAGAAGCUUGACGGAAGGUCGCGCCGACGGAACGCUGAUCAGUUCGGCGUCGUUUCUUCAAGCGACGAGUCGGGUGGAUCGGAUGCCGAUGCGAGAAGGGGGUCGAGUCAAAGCCAGAGGCGAGAGGCGCGUCAGGCGCGAAGGCGAGAGCGCCGCAAGCAGAGGAGAGCUCGUCGAGCAAGGCUGGAAUCUCACAACGACGAAGCGGAUCAGGAGCCAGGGAUGGCUGAUGGACAAUUGCAAAGAAGCGGGCUACUGGGUCCCACGGCUGCCACCUUGCUUGGCGGGGUGGUCAAGGUGCUUGAAACGAGCGAGUCUUGGGUUCCCGGUGCAUCUCGCCAGGCACAACAAGAUUGA
Messenger RNA from Ceraceosorus bombacis, 1760 nucleotides. Lineage: Eukaryota; Fungi; Basidiomycota; Exobasidiomycetes; Ceraceosorales; Ceraceosoraceae. The record is from the annotation of a GenBank genome assembly.